UAAGUUAUUCUCCAUCCAAAUCCUAUCCUCAAACCACAUAGGAGUUUGGUUUUGUCACAGCAUCCAAAUUUGUUUCGUGCUAGUAUAAAAGAAGGAAAAACCCACGUCCUCUCCCAGGAUAAUUGCGACAUAAACCCCACCUCGAAAUAAUCAAAAAAUAAAAAAAAAUUCGCUCCAGGAUGAGAAUCUCUCUCCUACUGCUUAUCCUAUUACUCACGGCGCCGCCAUUCGCCGUCUCGCAAACAGCCCCGGAUCCCCCCAUGUACUACCUCAACUCCGACCUCAAUUCGAGAUCAGAACUCAUUUUCGUAAUCGUGGUGGCUGCCUUCCUCAUAACUGGCUUCGUCUCCGUCUGCCUCCACCAAUGCUACUACGGCGACACCGCCGGCGGAGCAAUUCCUCUUUACACCGCCGCAAGCCGCCCGCCCCGGCUCUCCCCAAGCGGCCUCGAUCCCGCCGUGAUGAAUUCGUUCCCGAUAUUUAACUACUCCGAGAUCAAACACCUCAAACUCGGCAAAGGGGAGCUAUCGUGCGCCGUGUGCGUAUCCGAGUUCGAAGAUAGCGAGAGGCUGCGGUGGUUGCCCAAGUGCGACCACGUGUUUCAUCCCGAGUGCAUCGACCUUUGGCUGGCCUCUCACUCCACCUGUCCGAUUUGCCGAGCGAACCUGAGUCAAGGAAUUGAGUCGACUCAGUCGACAGAGGCGUGUAAUUCGACAGCUGAAAUAUUAUUCAGGGAAGUACAAAAUCAGAAUGAUCAGAUUGCACUUGAGGUGGAUGAAAAUCAACAAGUAGAUACGGAACCGAGGGAGCGAGCGAGGGUAAUGUUUCCGAGGCCUCACUCGACGGGUCACUCACUGGUUCGACUCGGGGAGGACUGUGAGAGAUACAUGCUGAGAUUGCCGGAAGAGCUGAGGAGGCAGGUGGACCGGGGUGGGACACCGGACCGGUGGUUUUUUACUAUGACGCCGCCAUGUUUCUCUAGAACCGGUUCUCAAUGGUUGGCGAAGGUGGGCUUCGUUGAUGGUGAGGUAACGGCGGUUGGGACCUCUAAGGUGUUUCGGACGUCCGUGAAAUCGCCGUUUGAAUGUGUAGCCGGCCGGCAAGAACGAGCAAAUGUCUAGUGGACUUCCUGUUUAACUUGAUGGAAUCAUGGAAUUCCAGUGUCCAAAAACUACUGAUUUUUUAUUUCGUUUUUUUUUGGAUUUGGAUAGGCAUGUUAAGUUACUGUAUUUAAUGGAACAAUUUACAGUAGUAAAUUUUUUCUGUA
Messenger RNA from Rhododendron vialii, 1267 nucleotides. RefSeq names its product E3 ubiquitin-protein ligase ATL6-like. Bases 180 to 1121 code for a protein of 313 amino acids. The transcript has a single exon. The record is from RefSeq and is a predicted model, not a curated record. NCBI's taxonomy places the organism in Eukaryota, Viridiplantae, Streptophyta, Magnoliopsida, Ericales, Ericaceae.